GGCCCGAGGCGGAGCGGCCGCGGGUGCUGGGGUGGAGGUGCCGCGCUCGGCUCGAGGGGCUUCCCUGGGGCCGCUGGAGAUCCGCGGUCUGCCCGCGGAGCUUCGUCCCGGGCUGCCUCAAGCCUCGGCAUCUGCCCAGGGCAGCGGCUGCCCCACGGUGCAGCGGGCGGAGGAUGCUCAGGCUGGUGCCGGUUUGUCACUCACGAUGGUGCCGGUUUAUGGCUCCUGUUGUAAGCCCUUAAAGACAGGCGGUACGGGCGGCGGGAUGCUCUGGCUUCUCCUGUCGCAAAGAGCACGAAGUGCCCCGGCCGAAGGAAGGAGCCCUGAAUGGGUGCGCUCCGUGUUAAACAAGAGUACAAAACUGGGGCAAACAACUGAAGAUGUCAUGCUGUUUGGCUCAGGAGGUUCACCUUGCUAGAAGACAUGAGGAGAUACUGCCUCAGAGAUCAGAGCUGCUACAGCAGAUGGAGACUUAUCUAAGAGACAAAAAGACUAAAAAGACAUGGCAAACUCAAGCAGCUGAUGCAGCUCAUAAAAGGAAUGCAGCACUUUUAAAUGAUAUAGAAGCAGCAGAAAAAAGGCUGCAAGAAAGAACGUAUUUACUUCCACAUCCUGAUACUGUAAAGUUAGAAAUUCUCUAUUGGGCAUCAAUAAAAGAAUCUCUUCCCAAAUGGGAAGAGUUUCUUUUAGGAAGAGCAGAAGUUCCUAUUGGCUUUAAGAAAAUGAAAGCUACAAAGCAGAGCAUAAACUACCCUGAAGAAGAUUCACAAAAAUAAACAUUUUAGUUUCAUUCUGUUUUGUAAUUUAGCAUUUAAGCAGAGAAGAUCAUCCAGAUCGGGCAACAAAAUAUCAUGCCAUUAAACUGAAAUGUAAAUAAUUUAAAUGAAAAUUAAUUAUAUAGGAUAAUUUCAUUCCAUUGCUGCAUUGUGUACAAUUCCUUAUUUUUAUUCUGUACUAGAGAAGCAAUUCUCAAAUGGGCUUUUAGGCUCAAGAAUGAGAAACAUUGGUGUGUAGAUUUCCACCAAGGCAAUUGGGUUUUCAGCGUGACAAGAGUUUUUAUGUUAUUUUUAAUCCUCUGCUUCUACAUAUAAGUGCGAUAAGUAAAGACAGAUUCUUGCAUUAUCUUCACUUCAGUCAUCUGUGCUGCAUGCCUGCUCGUGGAUGAGGCAGAAAGGAAGUUAGCAGAAAAGGCAGACUGUGCUUCAGAGUAGCCUUGCUUUAGCACCAGGAAUCUGUGCAAGAACCUUCAUGAGAGCGGUUGUAGAAGGAGCAAACUUGAAUUUCUGCAUCUUGUUUUCCCUGGGUUUUUUGUCAUUGCCACUUUCAUCACUGAUACCCCUCACUCCAGGCAGCUUUUCCCAGCCCCCUUCUGCCUACAUUGCAUUUGUUGUCUAACGGGUGGGCAAACAAAUCUCUAGGGCUCUUUGCUACUCCUAGGCUGCUCUUAAUUCUAUUUUCUUUCUGCUGAUAUAAUCUACAAGUGAGAACUUUUUCUGAGGCAUGAAAAGUUUGAAAGAAGCAAACUGAAAGGUAACUGGCAGUGGCUGUCCAAGAACAAAGUGUAUACAGAAGUUGAAGAUAUAUUUUCCUUUUCAGCCACUGAACAGCUUCCCAAGUUCCUCCUACAGAGGUGCAGUAUCAGUGAGUUUUAAUUGUACUGAGCUAACUUGGUAUGAAAAAUUCACUGGUACAGAACUUCUAAAAGUAUCAGUUCAGUGGAAGAUCCUUUCUGGUGUGUGAUGUGGCCUGCAGAAAAUUUAUCUUUCCUGAGCAAAAGAAGCCAAGAAAAUAUUAAUUUCUUUUAUUGUUAAGAACCUGGACUUGAGUCAAUAUACUGUUAAAAUUUAAUCUCUUGCAACAACAUCAUUCCACCCCCAACCUGGAGGUAGUAGGAAAAAAAAGUACCUCUGGAAGUGUCUCAGGAUAUGAAAAUGUAAUGAUUGCAAAUAUUACUAGUCUACUAGUUAUCUGAGCUAUGCAUCUUCAUACUACAUAGAGACUCCACUAUUCAAAAAAUAUUAUAUCCCUAUGCAGCAUGAAGAAUCACUGGCACAAUAAAAUCAGAACUUUUGGUGCAAUAUAAAAUUGUUGUAUAUUUUCCACAGGAAUAUUAGGAGUUCAUUUUAAACUUUUUCUAUUGAAGUGUCCAUUAAACUGAUAACUUUUUACAGAAACUGCCAUCUUAGAAUUAUCCUGUUGAGUGGGUGUUGGUGUUUGUAACAAUAACGUUGUUUUCAUAAUAUGUGAUGGCAGAUUAGCACGCUUCUCUGCAGUGUUGUUAACAGUUGUAAUUAAGGAAUAAACAGUAAAGGGUGUCAGUCCGAUGACAAUUUCAUCUAUAGUGUCACAAUACAAAAUGUCACAAAAUAUUAGAACUGUUACAUAACUACAAAAAUAUCAAAUUAGGCUUUCAUCUUACAAGCUGAGAGCUUAAAAAAAACUUGGCAUAGAGACCAUUGCAAUUUUAUACCUACUCAGUGUUCUGUCACAAAGACAACUUGGUAAUAUUUUCUUCUGUAAACUCACAAUGUGAUUCUCAAUCUGAUUUAUGUGUAUGGAUCUUACAGUUGUAGAGCUCACAUUUAUAAAGAAAAUAAUUGGAACCAGUUGAGCACACAAGAAGGGAAAACCUAUUAUACAUGAUACUCAGAAGGAAGGGAUGGAUGAGCAGUUAGUUACUAACAAAGGGGACUCAUCCUAUUCUUUGUGUCCAAAGGGAAAUCACUUCAACAAAAAUCUGGGUCCCUAAGUACUUUAUACAUGCAAAUAAUCUGAGUCUUUAUCUCUUCCACCUCUGCCUAACCACUGGGACACAGUGCAGAUGCUCUGGAUCUCCUUGCCCUGGUGAUUUCCUCUGGAAGGAGAUCUGGGUGUGUGGACACUGAGUACAUGGCAGCUCCAUGCCUGAGAAUUUGGCAACAUGCAUGAAAGGCACCUGCAAGCAGGGUUAGAGUAGUUAUUGUGCUGCAGUUAGGUGCUCAUAUAGCAUACCUGAGAGUAAAAUGAAAUUCUCUUCAAAGAAGGAAUUUAAUUUUAUUUCCUGCAGCAUCACUUUAGAAGAAUAGGACAACAAGUUCAAGGAAAACUAUGUAGGAACAUGUCCAGGGAAAGAAAAACUAAAUUAAGAGAACCAUUUAAAGCAGGAAUCUGUGUAGGUAACUCUUCUCAGAGACAAGGGCCUUCAUAUUGGCCUGUGGUUUGAAACAAAUAAAUGCAAUUGCCUAUGACUGUGAAAUAGCACAGUAAUAAAGGGCAGGAGCAGGUGUCUGCUGAGUUGGGGCAUGCAGUGGCAAGGGAGUAUAAUUAUAUGAUAUCUCCUGUUUUACUUAGAUUUGUUGAGUUUCCUUUACCAUGGCUGGGCUAGCUUGAUACUUGCCUUUUUAUAUAUAGGGAUUUGAGAAAGCAAAUGUUAAAUUUUGGUGUGCUUUUAAAAAAUUUAAGAAUCCUUCUAAGUGAUUUGUACUGAUAUGAUUUAAUAUUGGUCUCCUAUGAGAUCUUGAAUGGGUAUUCUUCACCAAGUCAAGGCAGUCACUUCAAAUGUAUUGAUUCUAUGUAAUUAUACCCUAUCUUAUCCCAAGUUUAUAUAUAUAUAUAUAUAUUUAUUUUUAUAUAUAUAUAAUAUAGAAAUUAUAUCAUAUAUAUCUUCUGUAAUUUCCUACUCAUCAUGAGUAAAUUUUUUCUCAAAAAAACCAAACUCACCACACCCCCCCCCAAAAAACCCCAAACAAAUAAACAAAAAAAAAAAAAAAAAAAAGAAAACUUGUUACUCUAUAGGCUUGACUUGCUGCUUGUUCUUUUGUGUUACAAUAUAUGUAUACGUAAGGUGUGGUGGUCCUAGGGGCCUGUUGCUUCUUGUGCUUUUCUGAUAGGUGGGGACAGCAAAUGAGUAAAGAGCAGAGAGAAAACCCAAAGGUUUUCCUGUUUGUAAGUUAAUCUUGUAGUAUCUUGCAAGAAGAAGUAAUUAAUUAUACUUAUCUAGGUUAAUGCACAGAUGAGUAACCCCAGUACUAACCCAGGAGCACAGCCUGUUCACCCAUCUUGUCACCUCUACCAUCACAUUCCCAAGCUUUUUGCUUUCUCAGUUAUUCUGGCUGUGGGGGCAGGAGCAGAAGGCAAGGCAUGUUACUUUUCCCUAGCAUAAGAAAUUUCUUACUCUGCAGAAUCUUUCACAAGCCCAUUAAUUUACUUUGAGAGUAUAGUUGAAAUAGUAAGUUGGUUUAGAUGCAUAUCUGACACUAUAGUAUCCUCUUGAUUGUAUUUAUUCAGAGUCAUGUUUUCAUAGAAGUUAGGAGCUAAUUUUUAGGCUGAGCUUAUAGUUCUUAAUUUCUGUCUUUUUCAUUCACACAUAGAGCAGGUUGGGGAUGUAGAUGCUCAGUUUGAGCUUGCUGGUACUGAAAAAUAAGAAAACCAAAUUUUAAAUGGAAUGUACUUUUAGAGGUUAUGUCUGAAAGAAAACAUUAUUUACUCCAUAAUGGUAAUUUUCAUAAUAUUUUAAUACUUGUGUUCAGAUACAACUUGACCUUAAAUAUCACCCCAAAUGCAAGCUGUUUUAACAUAUUUGUAAUGCUAAGGUCUUCAUUACUGUGAUAUUCUGUUUGCUCAAGGAUUAUAAUCCAUGGAUAUACUGUGUUAUAGUUGAAAUAAAGCUUUGAUCAGUGUUUCAUUCCA
Messenger RNA from Vidua macroura (Pin-tailed whydah), 4668 nucleotides. RefSeq names its product chromosome 13 C3orf14 homolog (gene CEP15). The transcript is spliced from 5 exons. NCBI's taxonomy places the organism in Eukaryota, Metazoa, Chordata, Aves, Passeriformes, Viduidae. The record is from RefSeq and is a predicted model, not a curated record. Bases 381 to 776 code for a protein of 131 amino acids.